UCGAAGACAAACAAACAGAUUAUUGAAAUAACGGAUUUUCCCGCUUAUUCCAGAAUUUUAACCUUGUUUAAAAUUUAAUAAGCCGGAUUAUUAGUUCAAUUGAUAGAAUACGCAUUAAAAUGCAAUUAUGCAUCCCGUCAUAGGCCAUUUCAAUCAGCAAUAUGGUCAUGGGAAGUAUAAGAGUUAUGAGCCCUAUCUGGAAAGAUUGAGAUGUUUAAAAAACGAUAGUUUCACCCAGAUCUAUCCCAGUGUGGACCUUCUCCCUGAUUCGCCAAUAUUUGCUUGCAAAUUCUCAGAGAGAAAAAAUUUUGAACAUAUCUUGGCACUUGCUAAUGAAGAUGGCAAAAUAGGUAUACAAAACGUUAAGAAAGGAGAGGAGCGAAUAGGAUUGAGGGCACAUAAUAAUGCAAUUUUUGAUUUAACAUGGCUAUUUCAACAAAUGAAAAUUGUGACCGCUUCAGGUGACCAUAGUAGUAAAUUGUAUGAUGUUUCGAGUAGUGGAAUAAGAGAAGAGAGUACGUUCUUGAAACAUGAAAGAUCGGUGAAGAGCAUAGCAUCCAGUAGAGAUGAUCCCAGUAUAUUUGCAACAGGAGGACGAGAUGGUAACAUAAUUGUAUGGGACAUUCGUGCUGAGAAUCCUUGUAAUGAUUCAUUGAUUGGAAAGAGUGAUAUCCUCAUAAGCAAAUCCCAUGUGACAAAAGCUGUAACACCAUCUAGAAAUAAAAAAAAUGUCGUGUUAUGCAGCCAAAACAAUUCUGUGACAGGGUUAGCGUUUCAAAAUUCUAAUACUCUUAUAUCGUGUGGAGCCGGAGAUGGUUGUGUUAAAGUGUGGGAUCUCAGGAAAACACACUAUAAUAGUAAACGGGAUCCCCUGCCCAGGUAUACGCUGCCUUAUCCUGGUAAAUCAGCAAGACAUGGAUAUAGUAAUUUAAUAAUAGAUUCUGAAAAUCUGAGAUUAUAUGUCAAUUGUUUAGAUAGUAGUAUUUAUUGUUAUAACAUCGGUACAUAUAACGUUAAUCCAAUUAUGACAUAUACUGGUCAUCAAAAUAACACCUUCUAUAUAAAAUCCGCUCUCAGUAAAGAUGGUUCAUAUCUAAUAAGUGGAAGUAGCGAUGAGAAUGCUUAUAUCUGGAAUCUGAAACAUCCGGAACCGAUAUGUAAGCUUACAGGUCAUACCGCUGAAGUUACUUGUGUCGCAUGGUAUCAAAGCACAGAUCCUUGUAUCGUGACUUGUUCCGACGAUAUCAAGCACAAGUUAUGGAAAAUUGGUACGGAAGACUUACCAGAAAACUUCGAAAUAGAAGGUCAAGGUAAAGCGGAAAUUUUGCCUUUAUUCAACAGUUGGAAUAAACCAAGAUUGAAAAGGCACUUAGUGAAUAAAGACUUAUUGAAAAAUAUCCCGAAAAAAUUCAUUAAUUCCUGUGAGAGAUGCUUAUGUUGCACGGAUAACGAGAGAUUCUGUGAAAAUUGUAACCAUUCGAACAAAAGGAAAGUCGAUGAUGAAAUCAGCCCCAGCAAAAGACUCAAUUCACAAUUUGGGCCUCGUAAGUUGUUUGCCAAUCUAGUUGGUAUCCAGAAUCUCGAUCAGAAUAAUCCUAACAAACGUAAAUUCAGCGAUCUUUCGCCAUUGAAGGAUUUGCCCAAUUACGUGAUGGAUGGCGUUGCUCCUCAUCUGAAUUUUUCACCACCAAAGAAGAAGCAUUGUGAUUGGUUGACGAAAUUGAGGAUUGAUUAUAGUUUCAAGAGGAAAAUGUUAGAAACUUCCGGUGAACUUAAUGCCAAAAUUGCCAAGUUAGAAACGACGCCCAAAAGUAAGACUUCCACCAAGACUUUAGCACAGAAAAGCCCCCUCCUAAGGUAUUUCAAAAUGACUAAUAAUAGUUCCAAAAGUGAAAAACUUCCUUCUGCUUUGAAGGGGUGUAAUGAUUGUGAUAAUUUGGGGAAUAAUAAUUGCAUGCAUAAGCAAUGAUGAAUAUUAUGUGAGCAUUAUUAUCCCAUUCAACAUUUUUUAUAAAUUUUUUAAUCCUUAUUUAUAUUAAUACUUGACAUUUUACAUUAUAAGCUUAUAAUCUCAAAUUAGUGGAAACAAAGAAUUUUAGUUUUGAUGUUUUUAAAACAUGUAAAUGAAAAUUAUGUCAACACAUUCUGAGAAAAUUCUCAUACUUACAAUCAAGCUGUUGAUGUGGCACACACAUCAGGACAUGAUUCGACUAAGAGAAAUUCUUAGAAAAAUAUAUUCUGAAUUUUCUUCUUUCCAUUCUAUAAAUUUCUAAAAUAAAUUUCAUCAAUUUCUUGCAACUGUAAUUAGACUACGUUAUGCAGAUUUUUUUUGAUUUCAUGAUAUUUUUCUAUUUUAUAUAAAAUUCAAACAUGAAUUAUUUACUUCCCUUAUGUUUAACAAUAACUUUCAUUUCUAUAGUUCAGUUUUGAAGAAGAAAAUUUUGAUAAUACAAAAACCUGAUGAUGCCUAUGAGCAUCGUUAUAUAUCCUUAUAUUUUUGUUCACAAAUAUAAUUUUGACGAAAUAUCAUUCUGUACCUUUGGAAUAGAAAUUUUUGAAUGAACUGAAUUUAAAAAUUGUCUAGUCUAUUUUACUGUGUUAUCACAACUAAAAUUCAGAAAGCUGUCUUUAUGUAGAACUUCUGCUAGUUAUUGAAGUUAGAACUGAUCUCCCUGUCUUACUCAUAUGAAUAAUAUAAUAACUUUAGCUGCAGUGUUUACAUUUAUUCAUUGUACAUUUUUACUGUAAAUAUAUGUUGUAUGAUUAGACAAAGUGUUUGAAAUAAAAUGUAGUUUUU
Messenger RNA from Coccinella septempunctata (seven-spotted ladybird), 2797 nucleotides. RefSeq names its product protein lethal(2)denticleless (gene l(2)dtl). Gene Ontology annotation, biological process: proteasome-mediated ubiquitin-dependent protein catabolic process; mitotic G2 DNA damage checkpoint signaling. The record is from RefSeq and is a predicted model, not a curated record. Gene Ontology annotation, cellular component: nucleus. Lineage: Eukaryota; Metazoa; Arthropoda; Insecta; Coleoptera; Coccinellidae. The coding region runs from base 128 to 1969 and encodes 613 amino acids. Gene Ontology annotation, molecular function: protein-macromolecule adaptor activity; protein binding. The transcript has 2 exons.